This is a messenger RNA of Gigantopelta aegis, 897 nucleotides long. RefSeq lists its product as uncharacterized. The record is from RefSeq and is a predicted model, not a curated record. The transcript has 2 exons. Lineage: Eukaryota; Metazoa; Mollusca; Gastropoda; Neomphalida; Peltospiridae. Bases 1 to 897 code for a protein of 298 amino acids.
AUGGGUAUUUCCGGUAGUGAUUUCAUCAUGUCAUUUCCUAACUACUUGAUGAAGAACUCACGAAAAAACAAAAUUAGUUUAUACCUGUCGACUCCAUUGAAUCGUAAGGUAGACGUCAACAUAACAGCGCCAGAGUAUAAAGGAGCCUAUCAAAUUAACAAGAAGUUAAUGUUGACGCCUGGUACAUCAAAGGAAAUCACAUUAACGAAGAAAUUUCGCAUGCCACCUGGAACUAGCAUCUCGGCAAGGACACUGGUGAUCACGGCCUCUGAUCUAAUAGACGUUGUGGGAAGCAAUACGUAUGAGUUACGUGGAGAUGCGUUCAGCGCGAUACCAGACAACUUUCUAGGAAAGGAGUACGUGGCUGUUUCAUAUAAACCUAUACAAUGGACAGUGAAAAAUGCAGCCUCGUUCGUUACCAUCAGUGCUGGAAUCAGAGCUACGUCAACUCGGCUUACGAUCACAUUUCCACCAUGGGUAAACGACGAACGUGUGUUUCUGAACGGCAGUUGGUAUGGCGCAGAAGAGUGCGCCGAGGUGUGGCUCAAGUCUCUGGAAACACUUCAGAUACAAACUGAGCACGAUUUGACGGGUACUUUCGUAAGUGCAAGCCAAUCCGUGGCGGUGUACAGCGGGGUUAAUAGAACGAUCGUCUUCAAAAAGAACACAAAAUGUGUGGGAUCACACUUGCUGGCUCAGAUGCCACCAAUUGAUCGGGCAGGGUUGGAGUACGUCGCAUUCGACUAUCCUUACCGAGAAAACUACCGAGGCUCAAUAUAUCGAAUAAUCGCCACAGAGGUCAAUACAAGAGUGACGCUGCCUGGGAGACUCCACGUGCUAGAAAAAAGGGGACAACAUAUGAAAUGCAACAAAACCAGUAAUAGUAGCGCAAAUUAG